Molecule: messenger RNA, 381 nt
Organism: Arachis ipaensis
Lineage: Eukaryota; Viridiplantae; Streptophyta; Magnoliopsida; Fabales; Fabaceae
Source: RefSeq, a predicted model, not a curated record
AUGGAUGGCAAAAGUAAUUAUAAUUCAUUCACUAUGAACAACCCUUUAGGUGUUGAAAAAUUCAAGAGGCAAGGCCACAUGAUAGUUAACUUUUUUGCCGAUUAUUUUGAUAAUGUUAGAAACUAUCCCGUUUUAAGUCAAGUUAAACCCAAAUAUCUUGAAAAACAGGGUCCAUCUCUUGCUCCUAUUGGCCCUAUGCUCAGCACUGGACUCAUCGUCGUUGGAUUCAACGUUCUCUUUCCGGCGACAACCGAGCUCGAGAGCACCGUCACUCGACCAAAAGCCAAAUUCCUCUUCACGGGUGAUGGUGGUGUCGUCAUGUUAGGCACAAUAUGCGAGGCAGUAUUGGCAACACUUGUGGCUAGAGAGACAAAAUGCUAA